CUAAGGAAUGUCAGACAGUCAGAGCUCUUGCCAAGGAAUUCUUCAGCUCUGCAGAUAUUGAAGAUUUUAGGAAUUAAGAAAAUGUAUUUUUUAAAAACUAAAUCAAAAUAUGGCUUAUUUUUGCUGGUGUUUUUUCUAUUUUUAUUCUACUUGUUUAGCGAAGACUUUUUAAAUACAGAAGAAGACAACAGAAGUGUUAAUUUAAAUUUAAUAAACUUUGCAAAGGAUUUAAAAGUGCCUAAAACCAGCUCUCAAAAUAUUGAUGAUAAAGGUGGAACGAUUUUAUUAAUAUUCUGGACGACAUUCUUUGGUGCAAAACCGCGACUAAAAGAUGGCCAUCCACGCAAAUGGCCGUUUUAUUACGUGGGAAAGAGAUGUCCCAUCAAGUGUGAACUGACAACCGAACAACAUAGAAUCUCACAAGCCUCGGGGAUUGUCUUCCAUGCGAGGGAUUUCAGUCUAGAUGAUCUCCCCCCCCGGAAAUUCAGAAGUAUUCCGUGGAUUUUGCAAUCGCACGAGAACCCUGUGUAUACGCCAGUUCUCCGAAAUCGUGACGCCAUGUCUAAAUUUAACUAUUAUGUGAGUUAUCGGUUGGAUUCCGAUUUCCCUUCGCCCGAGUUUGUGAAACCACGGUUGGAUCGGCCAAUGCCUUUUGAGAAUAAAACGAGGCUGGUUUUGGCUGUGUACAGCAACUGUGAAGGCCUACGGACGCAUUACAUGGGCGAACUUAGAAAGCAUAUCAAAAUCGAUUUCUACGGAAGCUGUUUGCGGACGCAUAAAUUUCUAAAACGAACGUCAGAUAGUAACGACACAAAAUUGCUAACUUUACUGCGUACUUAUAAAUUCACUUUGGUUUUUCCAAACGCUGAUUGCGAUUAUUACGUCACGGAAAAAAUGUACAAUGCGUUAUCAUCCGGAACGGUCCCAAUAUGGCUGGGGACAGAUAAAAUUGACGAGAUACUGAAAUGGGGAAACUUGAAACAGUCUGUGAUAAAAGUUAAAGACUUCAGAGAACCAAAAGCGUUGGCCGACCAUUUACACUUUCUCGCUAAAAACAAGCAAGAAUAUAAUAAAUACUUAAGGUGGAAGUACGAGGGUUUUCAGUUCCCGCCCGAGUACUAUAAUUCGGCAAUAGGACAGUGGUGGGAGGGGUUGCCUGUGUAUUGUCGGGUAUGUAUGAGGAUUGCCAAGGACCCCAAAGGGCAUCAUGGAUUACCGACAGAAACGUGUGGGGAUACAGGUAGUGAAAGGCUAGCAAAAUUGAUACCAUAGUAUUAAUAAAUAUUUAUGUUAAUUAAUAUGCAAUGUGCAAUAUAUUUAAUAAUUUAAGGGGAAAAUUACGAGCUUGUAAUAAUUUGUUGUUGCUGUCGAGUGCUGAAGUGGAGCUCAAAUAUUAAAGCAAGUAAUUUUAAAAUAAUAAACAAUUUUUGUGGAGAUUUUGAUACAUCCAGUCAUUUUGCAGUCAGUGGUUGUACACAUCCAGUAAUAAUUUAGUCAG
Molecule: messenger RNA, 1498 nt
Organism: Paramuricea clavata
Lineage: Eukaryota; Metazoa; Cnidaria; Anthozoa; Malacalcyonacea; Plexauridae
Source: the annotation of a GenBank genome assembly